Liolophura sinensis is the source of this 1808-nucleotide messenger RNA. Its product is annotated as glutathione S-transferase 1-like. Gene Ontology annotation, biological process: glutathione metabolic process. Gene Ontology annotation, molecular function: glutathione transferase activity. Bases 218 to 859 code for a protein of 213 amino acids. The transcript is spliced from 6 exons. Lineage: Eukaryota; Metazoa; Mollusca; Polyplacophora; Chitonida; Chitonidae. The record is from RefSeq and is a predicted model, not a curated record.
AGUCUGACAUAGUGUGUUUACACAGUACGGUUUGUUAGGGCGCGUGACUGAGCGUGGAAAUCUCCCAGACUUGUGUCAUCAUUCAGUGAAUGGCUGCGCUGAGGAUAUAUAGAGAGCUCCAGGGUAACCGGCCGGCUAUCGACCUCAGCUGACUUAUAUACAGCGCGACCACAAGAGCAAGGUUAUCACAGGACGUCCCGUUCACCGAAAAGCCAAGAUGCCAAAAUAUAAGCUGACCUACUUUAACUUCAAAGCAAAAGGGGAGAUAAUCCGCCUUCUGUUCAAAGUGGCUGGUGUGCCUUUUGAAGACUUUCGAAUUGAGGUAGGGGCUGAUCUCAAACCUCCAGAGGAUUGGCUCAAGUUAAAGCCAAAGAUGCCGUUCGGUCAGAUUCCCCUUCUGGAGGUAGACGGUAAGGAACUGGUUCAGACGAUUGCCAUCAAAAUGUACCUGGCACGAGAAUUCGGCAUGGCGGGGGAGUCCUCGUUUGACCAGGCCAAGGCCCUCAUGUGGCUGGAAGCUGGUGAUGAUCUGUAUAAUCAGAUGUCCGCCUGGGUAAAGGAGCAAAACCCGGACAAGAAGGAAGAAUUGAAGACCAACCUUAAGACGGUGACCCUGAAGUUCUUUUUGGAAUACCUGCAGAAAACUCUCUCUGCCAACAAGAGUGGAUAUACCAUUGGAGAUAAGCUGACAGUGGCGGACCUCUUAGCUUUCCAGUUACGAGACUGGUUAAGCAUCGUGGGUGAGGACAUGACCGCAGUGUAUGACAGCUACAGCGAUGUGCAGAAACUCUACGCCAAGAUUGGAGCCAUACCAGCCAUUGCUGAUUGGCUGAAGAAGAGACCCAAAACCGCGCUGUGAUAGGUGAUAAAGGGAGCGCAUCCUCAUUGUUCCAGUCAUUGGGUUAUCUCCCAUUUCUCUAUAGUUUACUUGGAUUAAACAUUGAUGUACUGCUUGUUUUUCCAGAGUGUUGUACAGCAUGAGUGGUCAGAUCUAGAGUUUACAUGUAUAUCGGCUUUAUCAUUAUUCGGCCAACCUAAAACUGGCAACAGUUUGAAUGGCUUUGAAGACGUCAAUCUGGCAUACCUCAAAUAUUUUUACAGGGAUUCUUCUAUAUUUACAUCUAUGUUCUUCACAAUUAUAUCAUUAACCAUCGAGAUAUCGAUAUAAAAUUGUAUGUACAUGUAUUUUGACAUAAAUUUUGAUACGAAAACAAACUGACGUUGUUAUUCUCUCGGGCUUAAAAUUCGCCUAUUUUUUAAGAGCCAUAAGCGUUAAGCGUUAAAUUGCCUAGGUUCUAAACUGAGGUACAAAUGUAGAUCGCCAGAUGUCAUUCUGUACUUCUAUAUGAAUAUCAUAAACGGGAGAAACAAUAUAUAAGUCGCAGGGGGAGGUAGCCCCGUGAGUUGACAUGAAUGUCAGAUUUGUCUCCCUUUGUAGGCUUGACACUAGAACUAACUGAUAUGUACAUGUAAGCGAUUGUUUGAAACACUUAUGCCGUGAUGCUGUUAUUUUUUCUAUUCUGUUUGUUUAUUUCUAUACAUAUUUUGAAGCUGCAAAUCUCAAAUUGUUAUAUUUUAGUGAUAUUUUGGAAAAAUAAAUAGAACGAAUACGUAUCUAAUGCGGAAUAUUUGAUUUUCUAUGAACUGAUGUUAGAUUUUAUAUCACAGGUCGACAGAGAAUGUAUACUAUUAUUGCUGUGACUUUAAUAAACGAUGUAAAGACAUCGGAUUUGUGUAAUCACAGACAGCGGGUUGUUCGAUAUCAAUGACAAAUUCCAACGAUUUACACAAUAAAACUCUCUUGCAUA